AUGAAGCCCACGCAGGUCUAUGUCAUUGCUGUUUCCGGAUAUUGGUUUGAGAACUACUUCGUGCUUCAUUACCUUCAUACAAUUUCUUCUGACAAAAAUGGUUUCUCUCCCUCCCCGGUUCAAGAGCUCCAGGCUCUUUGGGCUCUCUGGGACACGUUCUUCGAGACAAGUGCUGAAAACUCCAUUACCCACUUCGAGAUCAUCCUUGCCUUAAGCAACUUGAAGCCAAGUGUUUUAUUCUGGGCUGAGACUGAAGGAGCAAACGCUUCGCCAGUGUUCAAUGACUACGUCGAAACGGUAGUUCAGCCACUAUUCAAGAGUUUUGGCCUGGAACAGUACGGUUACAUUCUUCAGAUGAUCCCAAAUGAAGUUAUUGUCAACGGACGUGAGAACUGGGGUGGUGCUUGGGUCUUGGCCGAUACCAGAUCGGCGCAAUGGGACGUUGUCUGUUACGUUUACUUCAACGCCAAUGACACAGAGCAUCAAAUUCCGAUCACGGGAGAAGCACUUGGAUUGCCCGUUCUACCGGGCCUUUCGGGCUACGAAAUGCGCUUUACCAUCACCAACACGACAGCGACUCAAGAGCUGAGUGAAAUCGUGCAAGAGAAAGUCCAACCUGUAGUCGCGCUGGAUUACCGUGGCUCAGAAGACAAGAUGCAGACUGAGUGGUCUAAGAAGCAUUUUUUGCGCUGUGAGGCAGUAGCGGCACGACACAACAUGCGAUUGAAGUUUGAAUGUCACCCAUGGGGGUGA
Molecule: messenger RNA, 753 nt
Organism: Parastagonospora nodorum SN15
Lineage: Eukaryota; Fungi; Ascomycota; Dothideomycetes; Pleosporales; Phaeosphaeriaceae
Exons: 3
Coding region: 1-753 (250 amino acids)
Source: RefSeq, a predicted model, not a curated record